Molecule: messenger RNA, 471 nt
Organism: Loa loa (African eye worm)
Lineage: Eukaryota; Metazoa; Nematoda; Chromadorea; Rhabditida; Onchocercidae
Exons: 4
Coding region: 1-471 (156 amino acids)
Molecular function (GO): Hsp70 protein binding
Source: RefSeq, a predicted model, not a curated record
AUGAAUGGUAGAAGCCAGAAAAAUUCUCGAGCAUAUUCGAAACAAAGAGAGGCACGAGGAAAAAGGGAGUUGAAAGCGCGUCAAGAACGGCUUAGGCAAGCACAGGAAACACGAAAACGGGAAGAAGAGGAGAAAAAGAAACAUGCUGACAGUGCAGAAGGCUUCGGUGGUUUUGGUAUGCCAAACAUGCCAAAAGGAUUCGAGAAAAUCUUCCAAGACUCGGAAGUUAUGAGUCUGUUACAAGAUGAAGGCGUCCUUGCAGCCUACAUGGACAUCAUCAAUAACCCGGCUAACAUCGCAAAACAUAUGUCAAAUCCGAAAGUGAUGAAACUAUUCAGCAAAAUUGGCAAUGUUACUGGUGGAUUCGGCAUGGACAGCGAGAAUCCUGAGAUGAAGGAAACGGCAGCAAACGGUGGAACUACAACAAACACCACUCCACCAAACAAAGCUCCUGAACCGGAUCUUGACUGA